This is a messenger RNA of Papaver somniferum (opium poppy), 2334 nucleotides long. RefSeq lists its product as uncharacterized. The transcript is spliced from 5 exons. Lineage: Eukaryota; Viridiplantae; Streptophyta; Magnoliopsida; Ranunculales; Papaveraceae. Gene Ontology annotation, molecular function: protein binding. The coding region runs from base 1 to 2334 and encodes 777 amino acids. The record is from RefSeq and is a predicted model, not a curated record.
AUGAAAUUGGAGGUUAUAACUCGCUUACCAACCGAAUUGGUUGUCGAAUGCAAAAGCGUAUGCACUAAUUGGAAUGAUAUCAUUUCUAAUAAUCCAUCCUUCUUAAAGAUGCACUUUGAUUGUCAUCAUCUCAAUCAUCUUAUUCUUCUUGAUCUUUUUAGAGAAGAGGAGAUUAUUAGGCCGGUUCUGGAGGGUAUUGAUUUUGAGAGCAUCAGUUCUAUUGAAUCUAAUAUUCUGGAUGCUGACUUUUCUGAAGCUGAAGUGUUACAGGAAAUUCAGGAGCUAGGGCAUGACAAGGCACCAGGUCCAGACGGCUUCCCUAUUAUGUUUUUUCAUAAAUGUUGGAGUUUCAUUAAAUCUGACAUCAUGGGAACAAUGCAGGAAUUCUGUGAUACAGGUUGUAUAGACACCAAACACAACUCCACUUUUAUUACUUUGGUUCCUAAAAAAGGUCACAUAGAAACUAUUAAAGAUUGCAGACCUAUUUGUCUUCUUACUGGUGUUUACAAAAUCCUAUCCAAGGUACUUGCUACUAGGAUGACAUUAGUUUUGCCAAAACUUAUUUCCCAUGUUCAAUGUGCAUAUAUAGAGGGAAGACAAAUUACGGAUGGUACUCUGAUUGCUAAUGAGUUGGUUGACUCAAGAUCAAAAGCUGAGAAACCUGGAGUCAUUUGUAAAAUCGAUCUGGAGAAGGCCUUUGAUAGAAUCAAUUGGAGUUAUUUGGAGUUUAUGUUGAGAAAAAUGGGGUUUAGUAGUAAAUGGAUUAACUGGACAAGAGCUGCUAACACUGGUUUAUUCAAUGGUUUUUCUAUGGUGGAAAAUGGCUCUGUGGUGAAUCAUUUGCACUAUGCGGAUGAUAUUAUCUUCUUCGUCGACAACAGUAAAGAGGAACUCACAAAUUUGUUCUCAAUUCUUCAUUGUUUUGAGUAUAUUGCAGGUUUGAAAGUUAAUAAAUCUAAAACUCGACUGAUUGCUAUUGGAGAUGUCCCUCUAAUGAAUGUUUGGGCUGCAGAGUUCGGAUGUGCAGUUGAUACUUUGCCUUUCAUAUACUUAGGCAUGCCUCUGGGAGCAAACUCUAAGUCCAAAGAAAUUUGGGUACCUAUUCUGGAGAAGUUUGAUGCAAGACUUUCUACAUGGAAACAUAUCUCUCUUUCCAAAGGAGGCAGGUUAGCUCUUUUAAAAUGUAUUUUAACUUCUCUUCCAAUGUACUACUUUUCCCUGUUCAAGGCUUCAAUCUCAGUGAUCAAAAUUUUAGAAAAGAAAAUGAGGAAUUUUCUAUGGGGAAAUAAAAGGUGUUCUCAUUUGAUAAAAUGGGAAAUGGUUUUUGCUGAUAAAGAAAGAGGAGGGUUAGGAGUUCUUAAUUUGAAGUUCAUGAAUAUAGCUCUUCUUGCAAAGUGGAGUUGGAGGUUUGGAAUAGAGAAAAAUAGCUUAUGGUAUAAACUUAUAGUGGAGAAAUAUGGCUGCAACUACUCACAUUGGGUUCCAGGUCCAGUUUUUUCUUCUCAUGGAGUUUCCUGCUGGAAAACGAUCUCUGAUCUAGUUAAUAAUAACUCCUCUUUGUGCAUUCAUUCCGGUACUAGGGUUUCUUUCUGGUAUGACAAGUGGAUAGGUACUUCUUCCCUGGCGAUUCAUUUUAACCUUCUCUGCAAGUUAGAUAGACAUCAAUUUGGCAGUCUGGCUGAUCACAUUACUCCUGAUGGUGCAUGGAGAUUUUACUUCAAGAGAAUACUAAAUAACUUGGAAGCGACUCAGUUAGCAGGGUUACUCAACGUUAUUGGUAGUAAUCCUCCUGUUACAGACACUCUUCCUGAUACUAGGCGAUGGAAACUUCACAACUCGGGAGGUUUUUCAGUUAAAACUUUAUAUCAUACUUUUAUUUCUGCUGCUGGCGUUGAUAACUUUCCACAUCAUUUCGUACAGAAGGAUGGAGUUCCACCAAAAGUUUCUUUCUUAUUAUGGUGUGUUGUUCAUGGUAAAUUAAAUUCUUUAGACAUGUUAAAUCGCAAAGGGAUGGAAGUUUAUAGCUCUUGCAUUCUAUGUGGUAAUAGCAAUGAGUCGCAGGAUCAUCUUUUAUUGCAUUGUAAAGUGGCAUAUAAAACUUGGAUGGCUGUUAUGCCUAAGAAGCAUUGGGCUUGGGUGUUUCCAGAGACUAUGCGACUAUUGAAGCUUGAAAUGCAGAACCGACCUCUGAAAGCUGCACCUAAUAAGGUCAAGGAAGACGCGCUCUCAAACGAGGUUUUAAGUGGGCUAAAAUUUGUCGAAGAAAGUCUUAAAUUUGAUCAUCUCAUUCACAAAGACGUUAUUAGAUUAUUUACAACAGGUGAAUUCAUAUAG